AUGUCCAACGCCGAAGUGGACGAGAGAGCACCGCUGCUCGCCCAGGAGAGGGCCGCAUCGUCACAAUCCGGAGCAGACACGCUUGAUGAGGAUGAAGUGUCACAUGUAGCAUUCUGGCUGGUCUUGUCCAUUCUGUUGGCGGGAAUCUUUCUUUCCAAUGUGGUCUCUUCUGUUGUGAUAGCAACCACCCAGAAUAUUGCAUCUGAGUUUGAUGCCUUGUCGUCUGCCGCGUGGCUGUUGACAACUUACACGCUGGCUCAAUCUGCGAGCCAGCCAUUGUACGGAAAGCUAUGCGACAUAUACGGACGAAGGAACUGUCUUAUUUUUUGCUGGAUCGUCUUCGGUCUCGGGUGUCUUCUCGUUGCUUUGGGUCGCAGCUAUUGGCACGUUAUCCUAGGACGCGCUAUCAGUGGUGUUGGAAGUGCAGGCAAGAUUGUACUGACAUCUAUUAUCGUCGCUGAUCUCGUUCCCCUGAGACAAGUAGCACAUUACCGAGCCUAUGUCAACUUGACUGCCACGAGCGCAAGGUCAAUCGGAGGCCCAAUCGGCGGAUUGCUCGCUGGUACUGUUGGCUGGCGCUGGUGCUUUCUGGUGCAGCUCCCUGUGGCUUUGAUUGGUCUUGCUCUUGUACUUUGGAAGUUGCCAGAGCCCAAAAGAGCAGAGGGAAAGCUCACCACCAUGAACGAAAAUGAGUCGCAACGAACAAAACUUUCAAGGGUUGACUUCGCCGGCACUUUUGCCUUGAUUGGAACCGUGCUCACAGGUCUUCUUGCACUUGAUAUUUUCACGAAGGGAGGGCCUCGAUUGCUUGUUACAGGCUUGGCAAUUGCAUUUCCGGUUUUUGCUACAACAUUUACCGUUGUUGAAAAGUACUAUGCCAAAGAGCCAAUUUUGCCACUACAGUUGAUCGGUAAAAGAGAUGUUCUGACCUCCUAUACGAUCAUCGGAUUUCAAUCAGCUGGCCAGUUCGGACUCCUCUACGCAAUCCCUAUUUACUUUCAGGUCGUAGGAGGUGAAUCAGUCUCAACUUCUGGCAUCCGCAUUGCCCCGGUCGUUGUUGGCAAUGCGUUGGGAACAGUCCUCAGUGGAAAGCUGAUCACUCGCUUCAAGAGGUACAAAACUCUCACCGCAGUGGGAAAUGCGAUUGGUUUUCUUGGCUUCCUUCUUUUAUUUAUGACAUGGCGCGGCAACACCAGCUGGUACACUUCCCUCUUGGUGGCUUUGCCAGGUGCAGGAAUGGGAAUUCUGCAAUCGACCACAUUCUUGCACUUCGCCGCGAGCUUGGAUCCUUCAGACAUUGCCAUAGCAGGAUCGGCUUGGUUCCUAGCACAGAAUGUCGGCGUCUUGUUAGGGGCCAGCAUGUCUACCACUGUGAUCAACAGCGUCGUCCAGAAUUACCUACAAGUGUCUCUGGAUGGCUUUGAUGCAAGGGAAGAAAUUAUUCGAAAAGUCACAUCUAAUGUUGACAACCUACGGCACUUUUCGGAACCGAUUCGGAAAAUCGUGAUUGAGGCAUACAUCAAGGGCCUGUGUAGCUCAAAUGGUUGGUUAUUUGUUCUAUGA
Molecule: messenger RNA, 1563 nt
Organism: Clonostachys solani
Lineage: Eukaryota; Fungi; Ascomycota; Sordariomycetes; Hypocreales; Bionectriaceae
Source: the annotation of a GenBank genome assembly